AUGGUCUCCGACGCAACAGCCACAGGCGCGCAGCCAACCCUCCCUGAGCUCGGCGACCCAAACAUCUCCUGGCCGAUCGAACGUAACACACGCCAACCACAAGAAUGGCACCCCUCAUUCCCUAACAAGCGCCGCUCCAGCUCGCCCUCCUCCGCCUCCUCCGCCGAGUUCUCUACAGCCAACGCUGCAAUCUACCCCAACGGCACGAAAGCGCUAUCCGGCAUCUCACUACGCGCAUUUCUCCUCGGAACGACCUUCGGUCUCAGCAGCACCGCCGUCCUCCUGACAACAACGCUCUUCCCGACCCCGCUCUGGCGCGCCCCGUUCUUCAUCGCUGCCCUGAGCCUCUUCCACUUCCUCGAGUUCUACGUCACCGCGCGCUACAACACCCAAGCCGCAACCGUCUCCGCCUUCCUCCUUUCCUCGAACGGGUGGGCGUACAAUGUCGCGCACGGCUCCGCUCUCCUCGAGUGUCUCGUCACGCAGUAUUUCUGGCCCGGCGAUACGCGGUUCGGGCGCUGGAUGUCCGUCACCGAGCCCAUUAGCGGCUCGGCCGUGUCAGUGCUCUUACUGCUCGGAGUGGUCCUGACGGCCGUGGGACAGAUCGUGCGGACGCUAGCGAUGGCGCAGGCAGCGAGUAACUUCAACCACCAUGUGCAGAGCGAGCGGAAGGAGGGACAUGUGCUUGUUACGCAGGGCGUGUAUAGUGUUCUGCGGCAUCCGAGCUACUUCGGGUUCUUCUGGUGGGGGCUCGGGACGCAGCUGGUUCUGGGGAAUGUGGUUUGUUUCGUGGGGUAUGCAUUUGUGUUGUGGAAAUUCUUUGCUACGCGGAUUAAGCGCGAGGAAGCCUUCUUAGUUCGCUUCUUUGGGGCGGACUACGUUCAGUACAGGCAGGCGACUCCGGUGGGCAUUCCCGGGAUCCGCUGA
Messenger RNA from Penicillium chermesinum, 927 nucleotides. Its product is annotated as protein-S-isoprenylcysteine carboxyl O-methyltransferase. Gene Ontology annotation, biological process: C-terminal protein methylation. Gene Ontology annotation, molecular function: protein C-terminal S-isoprenylcysteine carboxyl O-methyltransferase activity. The record is from RefSeq and is a predicted model, not a curated record. Bases 1 to 927 code for a protein of 308 amino acids. NCBI's taxonomy places the organism in Eukaryota, Fungi, Ascomycota, Eurotiomycetes, Eurotiales, Aspergillaceae. Gene Ontology annotation, cellular component: membrane; endoplasmic reticulum. The transcript is spliced from 2 exons.